Messenger RNA from Eruca vesicaria subsp. sativa (arugula), 1506 nucleotides. The record is from the annotation of a GenBank genome assembly. NCBI's taxonomy places the organism in Eukaryota, Viridiplantae, Streptophyta, Magnoliopsida, Brassicales, Brassicaceae.
AUCCUUUCCAUCACUCACUUCCUGCUUUCUCUAGAUUCCCCGAGAUGGAUUCAGCUCCUCCUCUUCUUCCCUCUCUAUCUUCUUCAGAUACAGAGGAAGAAAAUGUUAACCAAGAAUUCGAUCACCGGUAUGCAGGGGAUCUAAACCGGCCCGAUCUUCCCUUGUCCGGUGGGGACGCUUCAACGGUCGGUGAUGAACAACGCGUGUCCUGCUUCGCUGUGGUUAUCAUUUUCUGGUUCUUUGUGUCGAUGGCAAUGAUUGUUGGUGUUUACGGACCAAGAAAUGUCUGUAUUGGACCCAACUCUUCUGUCCUCAUUGAACCAAACACCAUUUUUGUCAAAAGCAUAAAGGUGAAAGAGUUAGAUGAUUUAAAAUCUGGACUAGAGUUAUUUGGGUUCUAUACAUCUCCUCCUCUUGAUGUUGUAGUGAAUUGGUCAGAGUCCCGCUUGGUUUCUGUCUCACAUAACUCUUACAAGGAAUGGCCAUACUAUCUGAACCAAGGAGCUUCGUUGAGUAUUUCAUAUAAUGUUAAACCGGAAGGCCGUUCAGCUCGGCUUGUGGUCGAUGAAGGAACGGCCUCUUAUCAGUUGUUGGAGAAACAUGCAUCUCAGGACACAGCUCUCUCAUGGAAUCUGAUUCAAGGUAGUGGUAUGAUUGAUGUGAAGAUAAGUAAGUCUUCAAGUUAUUAUGUUGCUGUGGCUAACUCCAACAUGAAGGACGUAGAGGUAGUGGAACUGGAUAUUGGUGUCAAGGCUAUCUUGUAUGAUACUAAACAAUCAUUCUACAAGUGUACAUUCAGCAACGGGGAGUGCACAUUCAAUACAAUGUCUCUUUUUGGAAAUUCUAUUGUCUUAACUUCACCAGCACCGAGGCAGAAAACAUCAGUUAAAGAAGAAGAUGAAGAAGAAUGGUAUAUCAGGUUCUCAUAUCAACCAAGAUGGACUUCAUAUGUAAUCGGCACAGGGUUAGUGACUUGCUUCAUGCUGGUAGCUAUACAACUCUGGAAAAGGUUACAGUGUAAUGGUGAAGAGAGAGAUCAAACAGAAAAUGAUUCAGCGAGUACACGCUUACUUAUAAACAAAGAUGAAGAUGGUUCAAGCAUGGGCUCGUCUAAUGAAUCUUUUGCAGCAGAUGAUGCUGACCUUGAAGACUUUAUUGGUAAUGAGGGUGAAGCAAGUAAUAGCAGUAGACGUCUCUGUGCCAUUUGUUUUGAUGCUAAACGAGAUUGUUUUUUCCUCCCCUGUGGCCAUUGCGUCUCUUGUUAUCAAUGCGGAACCAAGAUAGCAGAAGCUAGUGGGAGUUGUCCGGUCUGUAGAAGGAAGAUGAAGAAGGUGAAGCGAAUUUAUACAGUAUAAGAUGUAAUGUUUAAGAUAUUGCUAGGCAACAAUUAUGCAUUUUUAUAAUGAUUAUUAUUAGUGUCUACAUGGAACAGCGCAUUAGGCAAUUUUUUAAUCGUCUAGAAAAAUCCUUUCAUUUAGAGCAUGACCACCGGAAUGUCUUGAGAAG